Messenger RNA from Falco peregrinus (peregrine falcon), 9504 nucleotides. RefSeq names its product metabotropic glutamate receptor 5. Gene Ontology annotation, molecular function: G protein-coupled receptor activity involved in regulation of postsynaptic membrane potential; adenylate cyclase inhibiting G protein-coupled glutamate receptor activity. Gene Ontology annotation, biological process: trans-synaptic signaling by endocannabinoid, modulating synaptic transmission; G protein-coupled glutamate receptor signaling pathway; regulation of synaptic transmission, glutamatergic. Gene Ontology annotation, cellular component: postsynaptic density membrane. The record is from RefSeq and is a predicted model, not a curated record. The transcript is spliced from 7 exons. The coding region runs from base 15 to 2786 and encodes 923 amino acids. NCBI's taxonomy places the organism in Eukaryota, Metazoa, Chordata, Aves, Falconiformes, Falconidae.
ACGGUGAAAGUGGAAUGGAAGCUUUCAAAGAUAUGGCGGCCAAGGAAGGGAUCUGCAUUGCACAUUCCUACAAGAUCUAUAGCAAUGCUGGUGAACAGAGCUUUGACAAGCUGCUGCGAAAACUUCGGAGCCACCUGCCCAAGGCACGAGUGGUUGCUUGCUUCUGUGAAGGCAUGACUGUGAGAGGUCUCUUAAUGGCUAUGAGGCGCCUGGGACUCGCUGGAGAAUUUUUGCUGCUGGGCAGCGAUGGCUGGGCAGACAGGUACGAUGUGACAGACGGGUAUCAGCGUGAAGCUGUCGGUGGAAUAACGAUCAAGCUCCAGUCUCCUGACGUGAAAUGGUUUGAUGAUUACUACCUACAGCUUCGGCCAGAAACCAAUCACCGAAAUCCAUGGUUUCAGGAAUUUUGGCAGCACAGAUUCCAGUGUCGGUUGGAAGGGUUUCCUCAAGAGAACCCUAAAUACAACAAGACCUGCACAAGCCAGAUGACCCUGAGGACGCAGCAUGUUCAGGACUCCAAGAUGGGCUUUGUGAUCAAUGCAAUAUACUCGAUGGCAUACGGCCUCCACAACAUGCAGAUGUCACUGUGCCCAGGCUACGUGGGCCUCUGUGAUGCCAUGAAGCCCAUAGAUGGUCGGAAGCUCCUGGAAUCCCUCAUGAAGACAAACUUUACUGGGGUCUCUGGGGACAUGAUCUUGUUUGAUGAGAACGGUGACUCGCCAGGAAGAUAUGAAAUCAUGAAUUUUAAGAAAAUGGGGAAGGACUACUUUGACUAUAUCAAUGUUGGCAGCUGGGACAAUGGUGAGCUGAAAAUGGACGAUGAUGAAAUAUGGUCAGAGAAAAAUAAUAUCAUCAGAUCUGUGUGCAGUGAACCCUGUGAAAAAGGCCAGAUAAAGGUGAUCCGUAAAGGAGAAGUGAGUUGCUGUUGGACCUGCACUCCUUGUAAAGAGAACGAAUACGUAUUUGAUGAAUACACAUGCAAAGCCUGCCAGCUCGGCUCCUGGCCCAACGACGACCUCACAGGUUGUGACCUCAUCCCAGUCCAGUAUCUCAGAUGGGGUGAUCCUGAACCAAUUGCAGCAGUUGUUUUUGCAUGUCUGGGCCUGCUGGCCACCUUGUUUGUUACAGCUAUAUUCAUAAUGUACCGUGAUACUCCAGUGGUCAAAUCAUCCAGCCGAGAACUUUGCUACAUCAUUCUAGCUGGCAUCUGCUUGGGUUACUUGUGUACUUUCUGUCUCAUCGCAAAACCUCAACAGAUUUACUGUUAUCUUCAACGAAUUGGCAUCGGCCUCUCCCCAGCUAUGAGUUAUUCUGCUCUAGUAACUAAAACCAACCGCAUUGCAAGAAUCCUGGCUGGAAGCAAGAAGAAGAUUUGUACAAAGAAACCCAGGUUCAUGAGUGCCUGUGCCCAACUGGUUAUUGCAUUUAUCCUGAUAUGUAUACAAUUAGGCAUAAUUGUUGCUCUCUUUAUAAUGGAGCCACCAGAUAUAAUGCAUGAUUAUCCAAGCAUCCGAGAGGUCUACCUGAUUUGUAACACCACCAACUUGGGUGUUGUAACUCCCCUUGGAUAUAAUGGAUUAUUAAUUUUGAGUUGCACCUUUUAUGCAUUUAAGACAAGAAAUGUCCCAGCUAAUUUCAAUGAAGCAAAGUAUAUCGCCUUUACAAUGUAUACCACCUGCAUCAUUUGGCUGGCUUUUGUGCCAAUAUAUUUUGGAAGCAACUACAAGAUAAUCACCAUGUGUUUCUCAGUAAGUCUGAGUGCCACGGUGGCACUCGGCUGCAUGUUUGUGCCCAAGGUCUAUAUCAUCCUUGCUAAGCCUGAAAGAAACGUACGCAGUGCAUUUACCACAUCAACCGUAGUCCGCAUGCACGUAGGGGAUGGAAAGUCAUCUUCAGCCGCAAGCCGCUCGAGCAGCCUGGUGAACCUAUGGAAAAGAAGGGGAUCGUCUGGUGAAACCCUUAGCUCUAAUGGGAAAUCGGUUUCCUGGGCCCAGAAUGAGAAAAGCAGCCGAGGAGCACACCUUUGGCAGCGGUUGUCGAUCCACAUCAACAAAAAAGAGAACCCAAAUCAAACCGCAGUCAUCAAGCCUUUUUCUAAAAGCACAGAUAGUAGCCGACAUAGUAGCAGCGCUACAUUUCCAGAGGCUAGUGCCAAAACGCUUUACGAUGUUUCGGAAGCAGAAGAGCAAUACCCAGCUCAGUACCAACCACAGACUCCCUCGCCUAUCAGCACCCUGAGCCACAGAACUGCCUCCGUUAGCCGAACAGAAGAUGAUGCCCCUACCUUCCAGUCAGAGCCUCCUCAGCGGAGUAGCUCCUCUCAAGGCUCCCUCAUGGAGCAGAUCAGUAGCGUGGUUACUCGCUUUACAGCCAAUAUCAGCGAGCUGAACUCUAUGAUGCUUUCAACAGCCAGUCCAGGGACAAUGGUGGCCACUCCUCUCUGCUCUUCAUACCUGAUUCCACGGGAAAUCCAGCUCCCUACGACAAUGACCACAUUUGCAGAGAUCCAACCACUUCCUGCCAUUGAAGUUAACGGUGCUUCGCAGUCAGCUAGGAAACCUUCAAAUGGCAGCAUCAAAGAAGGCACUUCAGAGACCCCAUCAGCCAAGCAAGACCUGGAGGAGUUGGUAGCUUUAACUCCUCCUUCUCCUUUUAGAGACUCUAUCGAUUCUGGAAGUGCGUCUCCCAGCUCUCCAGUUUCUGAAUCGGCUCUCUGUAUCCCGUCCUCCCCAAAGUAUGACACACUCCUCAUCAGAGAUUAUACUCAAAGUUCUUCUUCGCUGUGAAUGUAGUUCAAGGCAACGUUGGAUCUCAACGACUACAAGCAAGUAGUGAGGGGACAGCCAGGCCUUCAAGAUCUCCAGUGUUUACGCAGAUAGAGCAAGAGGUGUUGGGUCAUCUUGUGAGAAACAGAGAGGAAGAAGAGGAAUUACUUGAGAAGUGGAAACAUCAGAUUAAUUAUGCUGUUUUAAAGACAAAAUGACUCUUGGCAGAUUAUCGUGGCCUUAAAAAAACAUGGGCUUUUCAGAAACACUGAAUCUAUUUUUGAGGGCUUAUAAGGAGUCUGUUAAAUCAGUUACAUACCAAGUGCUUUGCUUUAGUAUUACAAUGAACUGUGUGUACACUAUACGGGGCAGGGGGGGAACUAGAUUGUAAACAACUGUACAAUGGUUUGUUUGUUUACUCUGAUUCCUUACCCAGAAGUGAACCUUGAUCUUUUAUCAAGAAUAGAAGACCAAACAUUGAAUGUACAUUUUCUAACAGACUCAAAUCUGGGACCAACCUGUCAAGCUUUCUUUCUUUUUUUUUUUUUUUUUUUUUUUCUAUGAAGAUCUCGGAAAGCAGUAAUGUAUGUCCAAUAACUACCAAACUUCUUGCUGAAGCAUACUGUGUCCGUGAAACGUUCCACGUGGAUAACACUAAGCUGAGGCUUUGCAGUGAGUGACUGCAAUAUGGAGGGCUUUACAAGUGACUUCUCAACCUACACGUUUGUUUAUGAAAUUCUCUUCUCUCAGUAUCAAAUAUUCGAUUUGUUAACAUUGGAUUCACCUUCACAGCAACAAAACCCAAGGAAGACUUCCUGACUAUUUCACCAUGUUGCCAACUAAUAAUGAAGUAGCAAAAAAUAUUUUCUGGAGUACUGUUUUGUAAUUCCCUUAUCAGGGCAAGUUGUUGAGGUGAAUAUUCUCUUUCUAGCAGCACUACCAAGCUAUAUUAUAGCUGCACUCCCUACUGAAAUCCACACAUUUUUAUGGAUGUUCUUAUGCUAAGAUUACCAGUUAAAAUACUUAUUCGGGUUCCCAUAGACUCUGCUUGUAAGGAACAGGUAAACACCCUAAGGAUUUUCUCCAUGCUUUGAAUGACAGAAUUCUAGGAGACCAAGCUGGAUUAUGAUGAAUGCUAACUGUCAAUGGAAAGGUUGUCAUAACUCAUAGAUAGGGAGAAAAAACCCUGUGUCAAACUCUGCUUAGAGGUGAUUUAACCACUCUUUAGUAAGCAACAAUUUUAACCUUAUUUAGCUGCUGAUGCCUUGCAGCUAUGAACUGUGACAAAAAAAAAAAAAAAAAAGAAAAAAAAUCUUUCGAAGCAAUACAGAGUAAAGUAAAAACAGAGAAGACCUAAUGAGAUAUGAAGCAACAGAGUCUUUCUUUGUUUCUUAGCAACUCACAGAAGCAAGGGGAUUCCCCUUAUUUUUUUCCUAUACCAAGGUAGUACAGUUUAGUGCACUUCAUACUGUCACAGCACUUUUUUAAUACAGGCAGGGAAGAGUUUUAAAGUUUGAAUAGAAGCUACAUAAUUUUUGAUAGGUGUAGUUACAUAGAACUUGCAAGUCAGGCCCUAAACGCACACUGUAUUGGCUCUCUUCUUCAUGACAUAGCUGUCCUCAGGUGCCAAACUUUUAUGGGUUUGUUUUAUUUUAUUUAAGGAUAGUAUGAAAUGGUGAGCAAUGUACUUCAACUCAAAGUUGAGUUGAUGUAGCCUUAUAUAGAAGACAGCCUCAUGGAAGGGAGCCUUGAUAAGGCUGCUGUGUUUCAUUUUCAAAACACUUAGAUCUUAUUUCUUCAAAGACAAUAAAUAUUUUGUAAUCAAAGUUCAUACCCCCUUUUUCUCCCCAUAUCCAAAAUAAUAAAUAAUUGAUCAAACAAAACAAACAAAAAAGAUGAAAGCACAUUCACAUAGUUCAGCAAAGAGCAUUUUUCUAUUCCUUUGGGACAUUAGUUUCACCAUUAUGUACUGCACCCCAAUUUGCUGCUCAACAACGUUAAAAAAACAAAAGCACUAGAUGAACGAAUCCAGGCUAGCACCUCACAGAGAUACUUUAAUGACUCUACAUCCCGCACAAGACAGUGUUAUCCAAGAGCGGUCUGUGGGCAUGCUUGUUUUGCCAGGUAGAGUUGUUUACUAGCUAUGCCUAGAGCGUGUACCAGCAGGUCACAAAACAGCUCUACUCCAGAAGGCAGGUAGAUACACCAAGUCAUGACUUUAGGUCCUUGUUGCUUAUAGGUAGUUCUUGCCUCCUCACAUGACUGAUUAGUGCAGCUCUAUGGUUUCCAGACCAGAGCUUGGUUUUGCCCUCCUGGGUCACAGUACUAGCAUGUCUCAUCAUUCCUUAGCUGCCCACAUCUUUAGGAAAAGGCAUCUUUUUUCACAGGUUACAACCAACCUGCAUUUAAGGGAAGAGCACAUCCAAUUAGUCUGUGACAAACAUUCACAUUUAGGGAAUUUGGGCCACUUAAAUGUUGUUCAUGGAAGACUUAUAUAAUAAUACAUUUCCCAUCAGUGCAAUAUUGUUUUGAUAUAUACAGAGUGUACUGAGAUAGUUAAUGUGAAUUUCAAAGGGAUUCUAUAACUAUCUGUUCUCUUAUACUUUAAGUUGUUGACCAGUGUCCUUACUAAAACGUUUUCCAGCUUGAUCUCUCCCUAGCCUUUUAGGUUCCUGUUUCUGUAGUCUUUUCUUAUGUUGGUGGACACUUAAUACCAUUGUAUUCCUGCUAAAAUCUGUGGGCUUAACUGCACUGUGAAAUAAUCAACAGUGGAAAUAAGGAUUAUACAGACAAACAUAAAAAUAUUUUCUUAAAAAUGUAAUUAGUAAAAAGGAGUGAGAUAUAGAAACUAUCAAAAUAUAACUCAGCAUAAAUAUACCUCUUCUGCUCCCAAACUGUGGUUCUGUGCAAUCCUGGCCGUAGCUAUAGCUCAGAGCUUCUUGACAACUUAAAUAUGUUGCCAAGAUAAUAUAGGUGUGCAUGUGCACAUGCACACACACACAAAUGCCUCAAUCUAACAUGUGAAUACAGAUUUUCAGAGGCUAAAACUCUAGUAUUACAGAAAAGAAAUUUUAAACACUUUGCUCGCUCUCAUUUUGGCAGAAGUUGUGCAUCUUCUGUAUAUCUAUUAGCCACAGGAGAAAUUUUAAUUGCCCAAGGAACCAAGGAUGAACCUUGCUGAGAUUGCACCUCCCUGUUGCCAGUCUGUCUUUAAUGAAAGGUAGGUCAGCCUUAGUGGCCUUUAAAGAAGGCAAAAUCCAUUUUAAUUGUACAGGCUGGAAUGUGUCGAUGUCACUUUGUAUGAUAUGUUUGGAUUCCAACAAAGGGAAGAAAGGUUUUUUGGGGAAGAAGGUAACAAUUAUGUAAUGACUAUAGCAGUAAUUCAAAGGAGCCCAGUGGGAGAUUUGCAAGACUGGAAAGUCCUUUGACAGAAGCCAGUGGGUUUGACAUAAGAAAAGAGAAAAUUAUGAAUUAAGACAUUAUGAUUUCAUUAUGCUGUUUGUAUGCUAUUCUCUGUUUAGGACAUUAAGAUAUAACGGCAGGGUUUUUCAGACAUAAAAGCAAAGGUUACAAUCAUGAACACUUUCCAAUCUAGCUAAAGACUGUGCAAGUACCAACUGAAUGGCUUGUAUUUGCCUUUCAAUUUAGUACUGCUGCCAGAAAGGGAAUUAAAAGAGUUGAAACUAUUGUCAUCUUGACCACAGGGACCUCGGAAAAUCACUUGUUUCUUUUGUGCUUGAGGCCAACCCUGAAGAGUGAAGGUGUAACCACCUCUGGAAUCUGUGUUUUUGAAAUAAAGAGAAUCACUCUGGCAAGUCAGCUGGGAAGAAGCAUUAGCAAUACUGAAGAAGAACUGUACUUUUUAAUUGGCUCUGAAGAAUAAUUGCAUGACUUUGGAGAUGUGCUUCCUUGUACUUCUAUCUGAACAUUUGGUGCCUAGAACUCAUACAGAGACCUUAGACCAGAGAUUUUUAGACCAUGGUCCACAAAGCACUUGCUGAUGUUUCAUGGAAGCCUGGUUGAUCACAAAGUCCUGGCUUCUUCCAUUGAUUUCCACCUACAAAAAUGAAUUAAAAGUUAAAUGCUAAUUAAAAUUUAACUGUUAAAAGUUUUAAAAGAAAAAAAAAAUGUUAGCUUGCUUGGAUGUUUACUCAGUUCCUGUGUUUGCAAAAGGAAAACUUUGUGAUCAAAACUGUGAGAAUAAGAUCUCCAAAGACAGUAAACGGGAAGGCCAAUCCGUGAUUCAGACUCUGGUUGAUAGCGGUGCUCACCUCGGGAUGUUUUCUUUAGAAAAAUCAAGAUCAGACUGAACGACAGCAUAGCUAUGGGGUAGAAGUUCUGUAGAGGAAAGUGUGCAACUUUGCUAUUCUGCUUAAUGCAUAAUUUAUGAGAUGAGAGGGAAAAACGUGACAGCAACAGACAGCAUGCAAAAAAUGUCAGGUCCUUAGGGAAACCGGAGCACUAUGCUCAGGAUUAAUAACAUGACCGUGACCAUUCAAUUCUAUUGGAGACCAGUGUCAGGCAGGACUGACCCAAAAUAAGGACUUUGGUGCCUAAAGUUAGGAUUUCAGCAGAAUUUGAUACCUAUAUUUAAAAUCCAGUUUUAAAACCACUAUUCAACUGUCACCUUAGUCAGGCAUCUAGCAUUGUGCAUCUGCAUAUGCUCACAACUACCCUGAUCUUGACACAUCUAAGGAUCUUUGCAUCUAACUUACACUAAAAUCCAUUAGGGAUCCAGAAAACAAUGGUUCUUAGGUUAAAACCCUGUAUAUCCCAUGACUCAGUACACAGAGUGCACAGCACAUAGACCAGCAGGAUCAUACACCCUACGAAACUGAGUAGGAAUUAUCCUUUGUUUUAAGGCUAUGGGUCUGGUUGUGCCGCUGUUUUUAUAAUAGCCUUGAGGUUAGAACAGUCAGUCAGAAGGCAAGAGACCUAAAUUCAAACCCUGCCAUUGCCAGAGGUGGUGGAAAUCUUCCUCCUGGCUUGGAAGUGCUGUGAUGACUCAGUGUUGAGGUACGCUUUGUUCAUCUCACUAAGGUAACUUCACAGGACAGAAACAAAUUCAAGAGUUCCAGAGUAGAACAGGAACAGCACCCUGAUAGUACCUACUCUUGAUAUAAUUGGGGAUGGUAUAUAACCAUUUAAUAUAAAAUACAUUAAAAAUCUCUGCAGCAGGGACCAGGUGAGUAUUUUAAUGAAAAACAAGUGGAGACAUGUUUUCUGUGCAAUGUAUUGGCUCAAAAAAACCCCCUUAAAAUACUCCUCUGAAAAGUGCUUUAGUGACAGGAGGGGAGGAUGUGCCUUUCCUUACCUCUGUGUCUGCAACCAUCUUGUCUUCCAUCUGGAGUUCUCAGACCUCUCCAUGGAAAGGGAGAGUCUGAGUCUUCUUGGAUAGGUGAAGGAAUUAAACUUUGGGUUCCUACUUCUCUGAGACUGCAGAAAAAAAUGGACUCAUUUCAUUUUCCCCUGGCCAUCUUUUUCGAAGGUGAUCCAACCUUGAAACAAAAAGUAUAGCUAUGUCCAAAAAUGGGUCCCAGUUGAAAAUUAGUAUUUUCUGUGCAUUGCAUUUCCAUACUGGCUCAAGCAGAAUAAUCGCAGACAUCUCUUUCCUUGUUGUAUUGUUUAGCUGGACACCUAAUUCUUCUCACAAACCUGACAGUAUGGUUGGUCAUUUAACAAAGGCUUCUGGCCUCCACACUAGAGCCGAGUAGUAUUAAAAAAAUAGGUAUUACACUUCAUAACUUUACGUGCUGAAGUCCUUUACUGGCAUUGGCCCUGGACCUGUUGAGGUCAAUGUCUAGAUCUAGGCUAUUUGCUUUAGCAGAGAAUGAUAAAGGCAGGAUGUUCUUCCCACAUUCUUUUGAAUCAAACAGUAGACAUAUUUGAUUAGGUUCAUUCUUGAAGGAACUUGCUAGGCUUGGUGAAUAGUACCCCUCCACCAUUCUUCUUUAUCAUUGCUACUCUAGCAAGUAUCUCAAUGAGAAAAUCAGACUUUGACUAAACUUGUUAAGGGAUGUGAGACAACAGGUCCAAAAAUAAGAAAGAGGUCACAGUUUUCUGGCAGUUUCAUGAAUCGCAUAAAAGGAAGUCAAUACUCUCCUUGAACAAGAAUAUCAUUCAUCUGCGACCCAUUUCGGUGUGCACUGCACAUAUUAAAGACUUCAGUUGAAUUAUCUGAAUUCACCUUUUUUGCUAUGGUUUAUUAUUAUACCCUCUGUUCAAAUCUCUGCAAUUGCCACUUACAAUUCUAAACUGUGAAAAGGAAAAAAGAUACAGACCAGUGAAGCAUAAAGGUAAGUAAAAAAUUCAUCUAGGUGAUGAAUUGGUGUAUAUGGCUGGUUUUGUCUCGUCUGAGUAAUGACAGUACAAACAAACAAUAAUCAUUAAGUCACUCCAAUCUGCCAAAUGGGAACAAAUAUACUAUGUAUAUUACAUGUACUAAUAGGAUUAUAUGGCAGCUGCUGGUGGUAUUUGUAAUUAGAAAUCUAUAUAGAAUAUAGAUGUUUUAGAGAGACGGUGCCAAUUCUAAAAGAUUUGUGUGGGCUACAAGUGCUUGUAAUUAUUUUUUUUAAUUUGCUAAUAACUUAUGAACAACUGGUUUCAAACAUUCUGUGAGCGUUUGUUCUUUUUUAUGUUGUUGCUGCUUAUACUAUUAAAAAAUAGAGAAUGUAAAGUUAUUAUUUUGAUGUGAACUGAAAAUGAUUUUUCAUAAAAUUUAACAUUUUUAUCAGCUUUG